UCGGUGAGACUCGAGCAAAAAAACAGAAAAACCCACCGUGGCGCACGGGGCCACAGCGCGAGCCCUGUGCGAGACCCUCUGAAACGUUUCUUCCACAAGGGGACACCAGGACCGCUGAAGCCCCCCCAGCCCUCCCCAACCCCCCCGUACCCUAUUGCCGUCAGCGCGCGAUGUUCGACGAAGAGACGGAAGCUCGCGAGGAGUCCAGUUCUCCAGAGUCGCCCGUAGACAGUCUGGGCAACAGCGAGGAGGAGGCUGACGCGAAGCAACCAAAGCGAGGGGGCGCGCGUAAAAGGCGCGCGAGUGCGAGAAGCAGCGGCAGUCCGGCGGGGCCGGGCAAGAGAGGCAAGCGGAGCGGAGGCAGCGCGAGCGGCGGGGGCACCGAGGGCGAAGGCAGCAGCCCGCAAUCCUUCGAGGAACUCCAGACGCAGCGCGUGAUGGCGAAUGUGCGCGAGAGGCAGCGCACGCAGUCGCUGAACGAGGCGUUCGCGUCGCUGCGCAAAAUCAUCCCCACCCUGCCCUCAGACAAGCUCAGCAAGAUCCAGACCCUCAAGCUGGCCGCGCGCUACAUCGACUUCCUGUGCCAGGUGCUGCAGAGCGACGAGCUCGAUUCCAAGGUGGCCAGCUGCAGCUACGUGGCGCACGAGCGGCUCAGCUACGCCUUCUCAGUGUGGCGCAUGGAGGGCGCGUGGUCCAUGUCAACAUCGCACUAGCGGCGCCCGCGUGGACCAUCACUAUCACUGGGGGCGGGAGGGGGGGGAUGAGGGAAAAGAUUGAUUUGCAGCCCUGAGGAGCAGCACGAGCGUAGAUUGAAGAAACUAGAGCGCAGCGCGCGGAAGGAGCACACACGGAUUACAAAAAGGGAAAAUGGGGGAGAUUCUGUUUUUUUUUUUCUUUUCUUUUGGAGACCAUAUCGCUGGGUGGAGCGUGUCGAACUUUUGGGACGGUCUAAAAGAAACAAAGAAAGAAAGACAACAGUGCACGAGGAACUGCUUUCACACAUCUGCGCACAUCUGGUCCGUCUGCAAGUUUCUGACGGCCGGUGUGAACGCCAGUGCGCUCUCUGCUCGACGGGCCAGUCGUUUUCCCGUUCCAGGACAGAGAGGAACACUCACAAAUAAACAUAUAAAUAAGUAAAAGACUGCAGCAGCAGGGAAGCAGCUCGUGGAAUUUAUUUUUUAUGGGAGAACGACACUCGGCUCAUAUCUGUGUAGACAAUCUCUCUCUCUUUUACUUCCUCCGAUCCUUGAAAUGUUUAUUUAUUUAUUGAUACUUGUCAUUAAUGCAGGAUGGAUCUGGUGUCUUUAUGCCAUUUCUGUGUUACGUGUUUGUAAAUAUGCGUUUAUACUGUUUUUUCUGCAAUAAAACUGUUUUGAAUAUAA
Molecule: messenger RNA, 1382 nt
Organism: Astyanax mexicanus (Mexican tetra)
Lineage: Eukaryota; Metazoa; Chordata; Actinopteri; Characiformes; Acestrorhamphidae
Gene: twist1a
Product: twist family bHLH transcription factor 1a
Exons: 2
Coding region: 171-713 (180 amino acids)
Biological process (GO): regulation of transcription by RNA polymerase II; developmental process
Molecular function (GO): protein dimerization activity; RNA polymerase II transcription regulatory region sequence-specific DNA binding; DNA-binding transcription factor activity, RNA polymerase II-specific
Source: RefSeq, a predicted model, not a curated record